Molecule: messenger RNA, 2471 nt
Organism: Orbicella faveolata
Lineage: Eukaryota; Metazoa; Cnidaria; Anthozoa; Scleractinia; Merulinidae
Product: cyclic GMP-AMP synthase-like receptor 3 pseudogene
Source: RefSeq, a predicted model, not a curated record
AAAAAAAAAAAAACCGGAAAGGACAGAAUAUAUUGAGUGUAAGAAUCUAUGACUAACUGAUAAAGUUGUAUACGAAAAAUCUUGCUAAAAAUAAAGUGAAAGACUCACGAGGUCUAUAUAUAUUUUAGUUAACUCGAUUCUAAGGAUUGGAAGAGAGGAUUUUUCCACUCAGUACCCCAGGAGUUCCUUUUCGACACACUCAGUCAGGAAAUACUUGGCGUGUGCCAUAUCACUCGUGCUAAUUUUACGUGCCUUGCUGAGUAAGCUCGAAGUUUCUGAGUCAAAGUUUGGCUGCGACAUUGUUGUUGCUGCAGCUGUUGAUGUUGUAACCGGAAUGCCAUGAUCUUUUGACCGAGAAGAACGAAGUAAUAUCAGUGAAGCUCGUUCAUGCUUUUUUGUUCGCCAUUUUGAAUUGAGGUCACAGACACAAAGACGGUCUUCGUAUACAGUCUAUACACUGUCUUUAUCUCAAAUGUCCAAUUUGCAAAACCUUUAAUAAGGUAUUUAUAAAAUGUUACUUUUAUAUAUAUGCGAUUAGCAUUCGAAGUUUGCACUGGGCAAUAAGACAAGCAAUUCAUCUUACAUGUAAAUAUUGUCUUAAACCAACUUGAGAGUAGAAGGCAAACCUUUUCGCGGUUAAGAUCAAGAGAGCUUUCGACUUUCGGAGCUUUUGCUUACGAAUUAAAAGCCAGUUAUUCAUAUCGAUAUGCCGGUGUAGUUGUAUUGUGUAAGCUUUCUGUUUUUCCGAGAAAACAACACGAUGGGUCCGAGGAUCAUGACUGUGGUAACGUUUCCCGGAAUUAUAUAUUCAAGAUUCCGAGAAAACCGGAAGUUCUCAUGGGUGACUAAUAGCUCAUUGUGUUGGCCCUUCGGAUUACAAUACCGAGGUUUUGUCGUCGAAUUCGAGCCUUUUAAACACUACAGAGAUGACGUCACUGUGGAACUGGUUGGUAGCAGACUACACUUUAACGAAGAAACUUCGUAAAUAUUCCGUCAAGCACGUGAAGAUUUCCAAAGCUGACAUGAGUCGCACUAAAAAGCUGGUAGGAGAUUACAUUGAAGAUGAGAUCAUGUGGUAUUGUCGCCGAAAUUCUACCCUCCCAAUCCAGAAUCUACAAUAUACUAGAAGCGUGUAUGAGAAGCUGAAAACGGAAGCGGCCGAAGAAGUCGAUGUCAUGGUAGUGCUCAAGACCUAUAAACCCUGGUUUUGGGGUGAUCCUGAAGUGAUAGUAGAAGAAACAGACAUACCAGGCUAUGUGCGACUCAAGACAACUAUGGCUGACUCGAAACUUCGCAAGUACGUGAAUUCGGAAGGGUAUAUCAUUCCUGAGCGUCUACGAAAUGGUUGGUUCUACAGUCUCGUUGAUCAAGCAGUAAGAGAUUUUAGAGGUAGAUCGCCAGAUUCUGACGUCAACUUGGUUUUGCGCUACCAUGGGCCAGCUGUUCAGCUAGAUAUCUUCCAAAAAGGAACUGGCGAGAUACUUCUCUCAGCUGAUCUUGUGCCAUGCUUAGAAAGUAAUUCCGGUCAUUACUUCGUUGCAAAACGUUAUGCAGGGUCUGACCUCCUUUGGAGGCGGUCGUUUUCACGGGAGGAGAAAUAUCUGUUAUGGGGUAUGGAUAGAGAUGAUCACGGCUGCAGACAUGAGCUCCUCAGAAUCGUGAAAACCAUCGUGAAGAGGGAACGGACAUCCCUUGGACGACUGCACUCAUACCACUUGAAGACCGCCUUCAUGCACUACAUUAAAGAGAAGCCUAAUAACUGGGCAGGCUGGAACUCGCUGGGGAAACACUUCGUUGGCUUUCUCGCUGAGCUUCAAGCUUCCCUGGAGAGAGGAAGCCUUCCGCACUACUGGCUACCAAAAGUGAAUGUUCUAUAUGACAUCCACCACGGAGUUGUCGAGCAAAUGGCAUAUCGUUUGAAAAGGAUCCUCAACAGUGAAGCAGUGAGAAAUGAUAUUCUCGAGCUAGAAGAAAAGGGGAACCAGCAGCUUCAACGAGGAAUUGCCGAAAGAGACCAUAACCGUCCUGUCUGUUUAGUACCUUUGCACUGUUUGAUUUGUGUGCUUUUUUGCUUGUUUGUUUGUUCGAUGUUUUGCGAACUAACCAAGAGCAAUUAGCACUAACAUUUGUCACAAGAGUUGUAUGAAUCGUCCUGCCUGUAUAUACCGUUGUAUACCGUUCUUGUUUCAGAUAACAUAACAGUGACCAUAAAUAUCGAUAUGCACUUGCUUCUGCUAGAAAUUUUCUACAAUUCUAUGUUUUAAUGAUAAAUAAAGUUCAGAGGUCAAAAGAAGUGGGGAAAUCCCCGAUUGAACACGUCAUCUUCCAGUUUCUAAAUAUUUGAAUGACGCAUGCCUCCAUCUUUAAUUACUUCAGGAAAUAGCCCAAACAAAAUACGUUCGCUGAUUGGUUAAAAGUCAUGUUUCCAUUAAACAAUCAGAUUAUGAGCGCGAGAUUUCCAUCGCGUGAUA